CUGCAGCCGCCAGUACAGUCAGUCCCCCGCUACCGCCACCAGUAGUCGCCUGCCCGUUGCCCGUCCCACUUGCCUGCUCCCCGCACACGAACCGUCCAGCCAGCAUGAAGUCUGUAGCCGCUCUCGCCUUCCUGGUCGCCUGCCUGGCGACCACCAGCGCUGUGGAGAUUCUCAACUGCGAUAAACAGGAAGACAUUGAAAAACUGACCAACAGCGUGCACGCAAACCUGCUGGGAGUGCCGUUCCCUUUCAUUGGUGUGGACGGCACUUCCGCUUGCGACAGCGUCUUCAACGCCGACGGCAGCAAGGCGGGCUGCCCGCUCAAAAAGGGCCAACAGUACAUCUACAAGCACACAAUCAAGGUUCAUGACAUCUACCCCAAGGUGCGAUUGGACGUGCACUGGGCGCUGGCGUACGGCAACGGCAAGCAAGCUGUGUGCUUCGAGGUGCCCGCUCGCAUCGUGUCGUGAUGGCCGCUCGCACCCCCCUCUGCUGCAGCAGCCCUCCUCGACUCGGCAACGGCGUCGGCCGCCGUCACCGCCACGCGCUCGCGAACCUCUGUGUAGGAACGGCAACCACUGGCCCCCUAGUGCUUCGGGAAUCUCACCUCCAGGGCUGAGGGAACGUUGCCAACUUUCUGCGUGCUCUUGUAACAGAAAUAUAGUAUUUCUUGCAAAAAA
Molecule: messenger RNA, 680 nt
Organism: Gryllus bimaculatus (two-spotted cricket)
Lineage: Eukaryota; Metazoa; Arthropoda; Insecta; Orthoptera; Gryllidae
Source: the annotation of a GenBank genome assembly